Molecule: messenger RNA, 1593 nt
Organism: Cylicocyclus nassatus
Lineage: Eukaryota; Metazoa; Nematoda; Chromadorea; Rhabditida; Strongylidae
Source: the annotation of a GenBank genome assembly
AUGGAUGCGGUCACCACCAUGCACACAGCCCUCGGAAUAGAUGAUAUUGGAUUCCUACAUCACGCUCCUGUCUUAUGUGGAGACUGUGUUUUCCUGAUUACUGUUAGAUUUGUCGGCAGCAAAGAAAGAGAUCGGCUCGUACAGACUAUGACACUUCGAUGGCUAAGCUUUGACAAAUUGCUGAAGAAGAAAAGCGAUUCUACUGUCAUUAGCACUUUAAUUACCGAAAGCAUGAAUAUAAUGAAUUUCUAUGAAAGCAGCCAAAUCACUUUGAAAAAGGGACUUUACCUAUGCUACCUAAAACUACACUCGUCGUUAAAUACUAUACGUGUUGUUGUGCCAGACAAUUUACCCUCUAUGCUUCCAUUUGUACAUAUUCGUGAAAAUCCUCAUGUAACUAAAGAAGAAUGGUUGUGGUUGAAGGCAAUGAAUUUCAAUCAGCGAUUGGCCCCUUCGAAUAGCCAAACAUCACUUCAUUCGGCCGUAUCUGCAGCUACACAAACUCUUCUUCAUGAUCUCGACAUCGAUUCGGACCUGGUACCGGGUCAUCGCUUAUACCAUGCUGAAAUUAUAGAACCUAGCAGUGACAUCUCCAUAAUAUUGAUCUUACCAAGAGCCGAAGAUGUAUGCUCAGCCCCUACGGGCACAUUAGCAGAAACAGAACCUGAACUACGUCGAGGCUGCAAUACCAUUCCGCUGACUGCCUUCGAAAUGAUUCACCUGCUUACAUAUCAACCAGAAUUUGUAGCCAUGUACUGCCGACUUGCAACAUUUUUAGAGCAUUUCAUUAUGGUCUCUCAAUUUCAACACAGGCAAUGUUUGCUGGAGAAAGAUGCAUUCGUAUAUAAGACUCAGCUUGAAUGUCUACUCGAAUUCCAGAAAAGACUGGAUGAGAUCUGGGCGCAUUCGAGAUGGAUCACUCGUAUAGCUUCAGAAGCAAGAGAUAAAGAAUCGAGAAUCUCGAAGAACGUCGUUCCUGUCGGCAUGUUAUUGACGCCAGCACCUUCGAUAGACCCCUCAAAAGACGAGCCAAACGAUAUAGGAUAUCAUUCAGACCAGAGCGAACGAACAGCGAUGCGAGGCAAAUCCAAACCCCCCUCACCGAAACGAUAUUCGCUGACAGAUUCGUCGAUGCAGAACUACAGCGACAUUGACCGACUAUAUAGAAAGCAGGAUCUAACACAUAAGAAAGAAGAAUUGGAAGAUAAGCUCAAUGCUUCUGCUGCAAGAUCGGAUAAAGAAUGGAAUCAAACAUGUAAAACGAUAGCCGUUUAUCCAGCGUACGAUUUUGGACUAGCUGAGGACACAUCUGUACAAUUUGCUAUCUCUGGAAACACUACUAGUGAAAAGAUUGUCGAACUUGUGCUUGAAGAGCUGAAAAAGUUACAAUCAGAUGACAAGAAGAACGACUUGGACCUUCUCGACGAGAAAGACUUUUGCCUCGUUGCUGUCAUCGGAACAAGGGAACGCCGUCUCAAAGACGAUUUUGCCGUUGCUCGAUUACAGAAUCCAUGGAAUAGAGGCAAAUUAUUCGUACGACGGCGGAGUGCCCUUCUAGCCGCUGUAGAAUACGGGAACGAAACUCCAGUAUGA